AUGAGGCUCCCAGUGAGAGAUGACAUCUCAGAUAUUAAACAAGAAAAAGAAGAAGAAACGGUUGAAAAUAAUCAGGAUGUAACAGAGCCUGUCACUAGCGAUGUUCUAUUGGAUAUUGAUUCGGUUCCCUUGACUCUUUACGAACGCUUCUUAUCUGUAAAACAAAUUGUUAAGGAUGCGAUAGCCGCACAUCACACUUUUAUGAUUUAUGGGCGUGCCAAAGUUAUUCGAGAGUGUUUGCUCAAACGCGGCUGGGUCGAAAAAUUUUAUCGAAGAAAUAGUAAUGGAGAAAGAUCAAGAAAUCAGCAUUCAGUUGUUAAAACGCACCAUCGUUUACGAGUACGAAAUGUUCUUGGCGAUCAACAAUUUGACCAAAAACAACAACCUCGGAUUCAAUCACAAACUCAACAACACGCUGGAGCAGAUUCAAGCCCAGUAGUUCUACUUUCUGGAAUUGGAGAUCUUAAGGAUGAGCAAAGUAAACAAUUACUGAUUUCUAAAAUGCUUGUGAAUCAUACAGUUGAUUUUUUAUGGAAUUCGGGAUCAGAUUGGUCUGGAUGGCCAUCACAGAAUAACAAAACAACUAUUUUCAAUCGCUACUCUAGAGCUGGAUUUACUUCUAAGGUUGGAUUGUGUUCAAAUGUGCGUCAAAUGCACUGGUACUACGAACCAGGUAUUGCAAAUACUCUCUUCCCACGUUGCUACAAUAUUUGUCAAGCUGAUCAUUUACAUGCUUUUAUUGAAGACUUCAGGCUCACGGCUUGUGUCAGUUUAUUGAAAUGGUUUGUCGAAAAAAUGGAUAAUCAAACAGAAAGCAGAGAGAUGCCAUCCACAGUACCAUUAAAAGCAUUAGAUUUUGCAAUACGUCGUUGCAGUGAUUUUAUAGCAGCUCAAUCACACGAAGAUAUUGAUAAAGAAAGUGAACGAGUAUGGUCGCAUCAAUGGGAUCAAUUUAUUUGUUGGUAUUAUAAAAUUGUACAAAAUGAAGCUUUUUUUCUUGGAACCGACAUAGCUUUUCAAAAAUAUAUCCUUGCGGCAAAGCAUAUUUUAAAACGAAUGAGAAAAUACUGGCAACAAUUAGACAUGGAUGGAGUGUUGAGUAUAUGGAUAUUGAAACCUGGAAAUCGGAGUCGUGGUCGUGGUAUUGUACUAAUGAAUAAAAUUGAAGAUAUUAUAGCUAAAAUUAGUCCAGCAAACAAGUCAGAUACACGCUACGUCGUGCAAAAGUAUAUUGAAAGACCAUUGCUGAUAUACAAUACAAAAUUUGAUAUCCGACAGUGGUUUAUCGUGACUUGUGCUCAACCUUUAACAUUAUGGAUGUACAGAGAGAGUUAUUUACGGUUUUGUUCCCAAAAGUUUCGUUUGAAUGAUCUUCACGAAUCGAUACAUUUAAAUAACCAUGCAGUUCAAUGCAAAUAUAGAAAUAGUCCAGACCGUGAUACAGCGCUGCCCAAUGACAAUAUGUGGGAUGCAACUACAUUUAAAAAAUUUCUCAAUUCUCAAGGUCACAGUAGUGCUUGGGAUGAAUUAAUUUAUCCAGGAAUGAAACAAAGUCUUGUAGGUUCACUAUUAGCCAGUCAAGAGGCAAUGGAUCGACGAAAAAAUAGUUUUGAAUUAUAUGGCGCAGAUUUUAUGGUGAUGGAAGAUUUUUCAGUGUGGCUAAUUGAAAUCAAUAGUCAUCCAGAUAUGAGUUACAGUACAACUGUAACAACUCGGUUGUGUAAACAAGUUAUGGAAGAUUUGAUUAAAGUUAUUAUAGAUUUUCGAGAAAAUAAAAAUGCAAAUACUGGUCUAUUUGAGUUGGUAUACAAACAGCGAAUGCCCAACUGUCAACCGUAUUUAGGUACUGCGUUGUCUGUUCAAGGAACAAGCAUAAAUACUAAUGAGAAAAAGUUAAAUAAUCCAGAUAGUAAAAUUAUUCCCAAACUCCCAUUGAGCUGCAUAUCAAGGAAAAAAUCAACGGCAAACAAUUAUAUCGGACCAGUAAUUAUUGACCUCAUUGAAGAAUUAGAAAUUCAAAUAGAUCGCGAAUUGCAUUCUUAUUAUAAAGAAAAUUCUCUGAAUGAUUCAAACUUUUCAUCACCUAUCUUAACAUCUCCUAUUACCUCGUCAUCACAAAAUUCAUUAGCUCUUGCACCAGUUCAUGUUGAAGGUGGCCCUAGUCUGAAAGAUUCGAUAAGUUUUACGAGUUCUGGAAUUAGCUCAAAAAAGCUAUCACCUAUUCGGAGUACUCAAAAGACUAAAAGAAAUACGCAAAGUGGCCAUUCGUCACAAAAGUUGUUUAUGAAUAACGAUUCAAUAAAGAAAUACUGUUCGAAACAGAAAACAUCAAAAGUAACAAAUAAUCAUCGACAGAUAGCUAAAACUGCCGGGAAAUUAAAGUCAGAAAAAUAUGCUAAGAAAAAAAAUGAGGAUGAAAAGUUGAUGGGAAAAGCAGUUCGUAGUGCAAUAAAUAAAUGUAAAAAAUAUGAAAUUAUUUCCCUCGAUGUACCACCACUGCCAUCAUUAACAACACCAAGAAAAUCCGGAAAUCGAGUAUCUAGAUCUUUUGUAAAUAGUAAAAUAAAAGAUAAUUUCUAUAUUCAAAAGAAGCAAGAAGCACUAGCGAUAACCGAAAUAUGCGCUAAAGGUCUGAGUUUAACUAAAUAG
Cotesia congregata is the source of this 2649-nucleotide messenger RNA. The record is from the annotation of a GenBank genome assembly. NCBI's taxonomy places the organism in Eukaryota, Metazoa, Arthropoda, Insecta, Hymenoptera, Braconidae.